Bombus huntii is the source of this 38552-nucleotide messenger RNA. RefSeq names its product titin. The transcript is spliced from 80 exons. Gene Ontology annotation, molecular function: protein binding. Bases 625 to 37044 code for a protein of 12139 amino acids. Lineage: Eukaryota; Metazoa; Arthropoda; Insecta; Hymenoptera; Apidae. The record is from RefSeq and is a predicted model, not a curated record.
GGCCGUGUUCGUUUUCCGCAGCGGCAUCAGCCGGCAAUUCGCAUUCGACCGACGUCUUGGUUUAAAGAGUCUCGGGGACAAGACUUUUUGAUGAUGACUUGACUUCUGCCGACUGGAGUGAGCCGCGGCCUCAGGCAGCACAUACGAAGAAGUAUACUACGAAGCAAGCUAGAAGCAUUAGCGAAAAUACGAGGAUUAAAUAAUUAAAGGAGAAAAAGAAGAGAUUAAAGAAGAAGAAAAAGAAGAAGACGAUUUCUAGUUAGCGGCGAACCAGAGAGACACGUUAUAGAAGAGGAUUUAUCAAUUAUUUCGAAUCGAGUAAUCGCGAGUGACACGAGGAUAACAAGGAUAAUAAUCCUUGGAUCUGUUUUUUCUCGGUUUUCAAUUUUCACCUGUUUUCUCUGAUUUUUAUUUUUUUGUUGUUGUUGAGUGGCCAGUGAGGGAAGUUUUGUACGACGUUUUUCGUAUUUUAAACUCGGUUGACGGGAGUAAAAAGAAAGAAGAAAGAAGAGCGUGGGGCGAGAUUAUUCGAGCCCUUUCGCGUAAAAUUUUUGUGACCGAUCCACGAAGAAUCGACCGAAAUAAUCGAUCCUCAACGACUUGGAUUAAUUCGAUUGAUCCAAGAUGAAGCGACAACCGUCACAGCAGCAGCCGCAACAGCAGCAGCAACAACAAACGAUGAUGCAUCAGCAACAGCAGCAGCAGCAAACUGUUACCCAACAACAGCAACAACACCAAUACAUGCAACAGAGGACCGAACGACAGGUCACUCGGCAGCAGAUCACCAGUCAGCAGAGAGUUCAAGGGGAGAUUGUGAUGCAGACGACGCCCACGGUACCAACAUUUACCGGCAGACCCGGCGAUCCAUCGCCGCCGGUCUUCGAACAGAUCUUUAAGAACGCCAGAUUCGCGCAGGGUGGAAACGCGAUUUUCGAGGGACGCGUCCGAGGAAAUCCAAAGCCCACGGUAUCCUGGACGCACAAGGGUGCGCCGUUGUUGGAAUCAUGGAAAAUUCGAAUGUCUUACGACGAGAAGACCGGAGCGGUCACGCUUCAAAUUAACCAAAUUGGUCCUGGGGACGAGGGCGAAUACACGUGCAGUGCUAAAAAUCAAUACGGCGAAGCAAUCUGCUCCGUUUACAUUCAACCAGAAGGAUUUGGACCUCCACAACAACAACAGAUGGGUUUCAGGAAGGAAUACGCUCAGACCUUCCAGUCCACCGAACAGAAGUCUCAAACAGGAACACAAAGCGUUCAACAACGCAGUUAUCAACAAACGAUCGAUAAACGAAGCUACGUUAACGGAACUUCCAUCAGCAUCGAAGAUUUCAAGGUGGACACUUUCGAAUACAGACUGCUGCGGGAAACGGAGUUUCGAGAGUCGAUUACUCGUCGUUUCGUGGGCGAAUCCGACGUGCAGAUUUCGACGGUGGUAGAUCGUAGUCUGGGACCGGUUGCACCUCCGCAAAUCACGCAGAAGCCCAGAAACUCGAAGCUUGUCGAGGGAUCCGAUGCCGUUUUCACUGCGAAGAUCUCGGGCAAUCCGAAACCAAGAUUAACUUGGUUCAAAAACGGUCAGAGGAUCCGCGAAUCACAACGCGUGGAAAUGAGCCACUCGAAUCAGCAAGCUACCUUGAGGAUCAGAGUCGCCCUGCCGGAAGACAGUGGCCAUUACACUUUGCUCUCGGAAAAUCCUCAGGGUUGCACCGUCAGCUCUGCAUAUCUGGCGAUUGAGUCCAGCGAUCAAGUGGAUCAGGCCUAUCAAGCUCCAAGAGAAACGAUCAAAACUCAGCAAGUUGAAACAACUGGCGAGUCCGACUCUGGGAAAGUACUGCCGCCGAAUUUCGUUCGCACGUGCACCGAUCGCGAUGCCACCGAAGGAAAAAUGACCAGGUUUGACUGUCGCGUAACCGGCCGUCCGUAUCCCGAGGUGACAUGGUACAUAAACGGUCAGCAAGUAGUCAACGAUCUGACCCACAAGAUCCUCGUGAACGAGUCUGGUAAUAAUUCAUUGAUGAUCACGAACGUGAGCCGCGCGGACGCCGGCGUCGUGACCUGUGUCGCCAGGAACAAGGCUGGCGAAACCUCGUUCCAGUGUAACUUGAACGUGAUCGAGAAAGAACAAGUUGUCGCGCCAAAAUUCGUGGAACGAUUCACAACAACGAAUGUAAAAGAGGGAGAACCGGUUGUUUUCAUGGCUCGUGCGGUUGGCACUCCUGUACCGCGUAUCACCUGGCAGAAGGAUGGAGUGCCAAUAACACCUGGACCGGAUGUGCGUAUUUCAACGGAUGGUAGCGGAGCAUCAACUUUAGAUAUACCCUACGCAAAAAUGUCAGAUGCUGCUUGGUACCAGUGCACGGCGCAGAAUGUAGCUGGCUCUACCGCCACCCGAGCACGGCUCUUCGUGGAAACACCGAAAGGAGUAGCCCCCGAACCAAGACGCCUGAACUUACCCCGACCGACGAAAGUCAUCGAACCAGAACCAGCGCCUGGCCCCGAAGUGAUUUAUUUGAGACACGUGGAACGCGCCAAGCCAUAUUUGCCUCCACCCGAGGAAGAUAGAGUUUAUCCACCACCACGUUUCAUCAUACCAUUGAAGGACGUCCAUCAGAUCGAGGGUGGACGAAUUCACUUCGAGGCCAGAAUCGAACCGGUGGGCGAUCCCACCAUGAGGGUAGAGUGGUACGUCAAUGGACGAGCUCUCGAUGCGAGUUCCCGUGCGACUUCUAUCUUCCGAUUUGGCUUCAUCUCUCUCGACUUAAUUAGCAUCGUUCUUCAAGACAGCGGCGAAUAUUUAUGCCGCGUCGUGAGUUCGACCGGAGUCGCCGAAUCUCGAGCUACCCUCAGCGUGACACCACGCGCAACAAUCGAACAGGCUAGCCAACACCCCGACAGCCUUCAAUAUAUUCAACAGCUCGAGGAUUACAGCAAGUAUCAAAGGCAGGAGAGUGUGGAGGAGAUCUCUUCACAGCGGCCGGCCUUCAUCCGACCACUCCAGGAUCUAGGAGAGCUACAGGAAGGUCGUAACGCUCAUUUUGAAGCGCAACUGACACCUGUAAGCGAUCCCACGAUGAAAGUGGAGUGGUACAAGGAUGGCAGGCCUAUCACAGCUAGCUCAAGAAUCACAACCAUCUUCAACUUCGGGUACGUCUCGCUCAAUAUAUUACACCUACGAGCUGAAGAUGCCGGUUCUUAUACUGUCAGAGCUGUGAACCGCUUGGGAGAGGCCGUCAGCUCCGCGUCUCUUCGUGUCUUUGCACGCACAAGCGUUACUACUGAUCUGGGAAUCCCCGAGCAACAAAGGUAUAUCGAGGCUGCCGAGGAAUUGGAAGCCUAUCAACAGGCUAUGCACCAGAAAUACGUACAGCAACAGCCUGAACCGACUAGCCCACCGGAAUUCAAAUCUCCUAUCAAGGAUCAAAACAACAUACGAGAAGGCGGAUUUGCUCAUUUCGAAGCACGUCUAGAACCAGUCGGCGAUUCUGAUUUGAGAGUCGAAUGGCUCAAGGACGGACGCCCUGUAGAAGCAAGUUCACGGAUCACGACAUUCUUCAACUUCGGUUACGUGGCAUUGACCAUCAAAUACGUAACGAUUCACGAUGUUGGUAUAUACACUUGCCGCGCAUAUAACCGCGUCGGUGAAGCACAUACAACCGCUCAACUGAGCGUCAUCAGCAAGAACGAUGUCAUCUAUGACAGUCAACAUCCGACCGGACUUCAGAAGAUUCAAACUUUGGAAGAUUCCAGCAGAUAUUCGCGACAAGUUCAAGAAGAAACACAAGUAACUCAAGCACCACGAUUUUUGGGCAACCUGAAGGGUACUAACAAGAUCGUUGAAGGUCAACGUGCACAUUUCGAGGCUCGUGUGGAACCUCAGAGCGAUUUAACUAUGACGAUCGAAUGGUACCACAAUGGAAAAUCUAUCACUGCUGCAAAUAGAAUUCAAACAUAUCACGACUUUGGAUACGUGGCUAUAGAUAUUCUUCAGGUUAGACCUGAGGACGCUGGUACUUACACUGUGGUCGCUAGAAAUGCUCUUGGAGAAGCUAAACUGUCCGCCACGAUGAUCGUGGAGACACGCUCAAGCGUCGAUACCAGCAGUAUGCAUCGCACUUCCUACGAGAAGACUCAGCGUCUCGAAGAAUCGAAAUUCGUCGAGCCCCAAUAUCACAUCGAGGAAAUUUCAAAAUCAAAGCCAAUAUUCGUGCAGCCAUUGAGCGAUCCUAAACCAGUGAGCGAGGGCAAGAACAUUCAUUUGGAAUGUCGUUUGGAACCCAUGGGCGAUCCAACGAUGAGAGUCGAAUGGUUCCAAAAUGGUCGUCCAGUUACCGUUGGCUCCAGAUUUAGAACUUACUAUGACUUUGGUUUCGUCGCUUUGGAUAUCGUGCAUUCGACUAUCCUCGACUCUGGCGAAUAUACUGUCAGAGCCACCAAUCAUCUUGGCACUGCUCAUACCUCAGCCUGCGUCAGAGUAAUCGGAAAAUCCGAUGUUGUUACCGAAACUCAGCACGAGCAAUCGCUCGAACAGAUUCAAAUGCUGGAAGAUUCAUCGAGGUAUCGCAAGACCCAGCAAGAAGAAGUGACAGUGAUGCAGCCACCGCAAUUCACUCGUCCUUUGCACAACAUCGAAACGGUGGAGCUGACCAACGUUCACCUCGAGUGUCGUCUUCAGCCAGUUGGCGACUCCAGCAUGAAAGUGGAAUGGUUCGUCAAUGGCAGACCAGUGAAGACUGGCCACAGAUUCAGACCAUCUUACGAAUUCGAUUACGUCGCCCUUGACAUCUUGGGUGUUUAUCCUGAAGAUUCAGGCGUGUACACCUGCCAAGCUAGAAAUCAACUGGGAGAAGCCGUCACUUCCUGUUCAGUGAGAGUACACGCUAAGAAAGAUUUACUCCUGGAGUCUCAACAUCCUGAAGGCUUGGAAAGAAUACAAUACUUGGAAGAUGCUUCCAGAUACAAGAGACAGGAACUGGUUGACGAAGUGGUCAAUGUUAAACCGAGAUUCAUCACGGCUCCGAAAAAUCAAGAGAAUCUUCGUGAAGGACAACACGCUCAUUUCGAGUGCAAACUGGAACCUGUAACGGACUCGAACUUGAAAGUCGAAUGGUUCAAGAACGGUCGUCCGGUUACAAUAGGACACCGAUUCCGUCCAAUCCACGAUUUUGGCUACGUUGCUCUGGAUGUAAUCGACUUAAUCGCCGAGGACUCGGGUACCUACACGUGUCGAGCUGUCAAUCUGGUUGGCAGCGACGAAGUGUCCUGCACUCUAACUUGUCGAUCAACCGCACAAGUUCUGACAGACACUCAGAACGAGAUUGGCCUGGAACAAAUUCAUUACCUCGAGGAUAGAUCGAGAUACCAACGCCGAGAAGAUAUCGAGGAAACAACCACUCAAGCUCCAAUUUUCACCACCUCCUUGAACAACGUUGAGAUCAAAGAAGGUCAAAGAGCACACUUCGAGUGCAGGUUGAUCCCUGUGUCUGAUGUAACGAUGAAAGUCGAAUGGUUCCAUAAUAAUAAGCCUGUGAAAGCUGGCUCAAGAUUCGUCGAGACUAAUAGCUUUGGUUUCGUGGCCUUGGAUAUCAUGUACGCCUAUCCUGAAGACUCUGGUACUUACACCUGCCGAGCGAAGAAUAUCAUAGGAGAGGCAAUUACAUCUGCAACUGCAGUUGUGCACUCGAAAAAGUCAAUUUACACGGAAAGCCAAAAUGAAGAGACACUUCAACGUCUUCAUUACUUGGAGGAUACCUCGAGAUACCAACGUAAAACUACGACCGAGGAAAUCGUUACUCAAGCACCAGUUUUCACGAUGCCGAUCAAGGAUCUGAAAGUCGCUGAAAAUCAAGCGGCUCAUUUCGAAGCUCGAGUGAUACCUGUAGGCGAUUCAAAGCUCAAAGUCGAAUGGUUGAGAAAUGGAGUUCCCAUAGCAGCUUCGAAUCGCGUGACAACGAUGCACGAUUUCGGAUACGUCGCUCUAAACAUGAAAUACGUGAACCCUGAAGACUCAGGUACCUACACUUGCCGUGCAGUAAAUGAUCUUGGAGAGGCUGUAACAUCAGCGACACUUUUCGUCCAGUCCAAGGCGGCCCUGCAAUUCGAGUCGCAGCACGAGAGCGCGUUGUCGAAGAUCCAGGCGCUGGAGGACACCAGCAGGUAUCAACGACGCGAAGAAGAAGAGAUCGUGGUAAAGGAGAAACCAUCGUUCACUGUCCAACUAAACGGACCUACCAGCUUGGUCGAGGGACAAAGCGCACACUAUGAGUGCCGUAUCGAGCCCUACCCCGAUCCAACUAUGAAGGUGGAAUGGUUCCACAAUGGGAAACCAUUAUCCACCGGUCACAGGUACAGAACGACUUGUGACUUUGGAUUCGCUGCGUUGGACGUGCUCACGGUAUAUGCUGAAGAUUCUGGCACCUAUACCUGCCAGGCCACCAAUAGACUGGGAUCGGCGAAGAGCUCGAUUAAUCUUGACGUGAAAUCUCGCUCCUCGAUUAUUCGCGAAACUCAACACGAAAGUGCCCUGAAGAAAAUACAGUACCUAGAAGACGACUCGCGUUAUAAACGCGUAGACGAAGAGGACUUGAUCAUCGCCGAGAAACCGAAAUUCGGUCGUCCAUUGAAGAACAUCGAACAUCUGCCUGAAGGCAAAAGCGCCCAUCUCGAGGCGACUCUAACGCCUGUCAACGAUCCCACUAUGGUGGUUGAAUGGUACAGAGAUGGCAGACCGAUUCCUCAAGGACAUAAAUUCAAGACUACCUACGACUUUGGUUACGUGGCUCUCGAUAUUCUUUACGCCUAUCCAGAAGACUCUGGAACUUACAUGUGCAAGGCGAGGAACGCUGUUGGCGAGGCUGUUACCACUUGCGUCAUCAGCGUUGACUCGAAACAAGGCCUGUAUUUAGACACGUUAGACGCUCAGCGUUUGCAGAAGAUUCGCGAGCUAGAGACUGUAGAAGUGAAGCAAGAGAUUGAAAAAGAGGUUGUACACCAGAAGCCUGUUUUCCUAACGCCAUUGAACAACCUGGAUCUAAAGGAGGGCGAACACGCUCACUUGGAAUGCCGCGUCGAACCCAUCAACGACCCAAAUCUAAAGAUAGAAUGGUUCGUAAAUGGAGUUGCUGUAAGAACAGGACAUCGCUUCCGCAAAACACACGACUUUGGUUAUGUGGCUCUUGAUAUUCUUUAUACAUAUGCCGAAGAUUCUGGUACCUACAUGUGCAAGGCUACCAAUUUAGCUGGCGAGGCUGUUAACACUUGCACCAUCAAAGUUGGCUCUCGUCGCAGUAUUCUCCUAGACACUCAACAUCCAGAUGGCCUCGAAAAGAUUCGUGAACUCGAGGCUCAAGGACGUCCAGCCCGCUUAGAAGUCGAAGAACCACCAGUGACACCACCAAGAUUCAUCACUGAACUCAGGGGUACCACCGAAGUAUACGAAGGACAAACAGCCCAUUUCGAGUGCCAAGUUGAGCCUCUCCACGACGCCAACUUGAGGAUCGAAUUCUUCCACAAUGGCAAGCCGCUUCCAUCUGCCUCCAGGUUCCACGUGACCUUUGACUUUGGAUAUGUGGCUCUUGAUAUCGGCCAUGCUGUUCCCGAAGACGCAGGAGAAUAUUCCGUUCGAGCUAUCAAUGCUCUUGGCCAAUGCGUAUCCUCGAUCGAACUGAGGGUUAUUCCAAGGGACAACAUUAUUCUGGACUCGCAACGUCCUGAAGGAAUGGACAAGAUUCGUGAAUUGGAAGCUCAACAACCUUGGAAGAGACCAGACGUACCAGAACCACAAACUAGGCAAAGACCAGUCUUUACCCAACCGUUGCAAAAUAUCGACGCUAUUCCCGAAGGGCACACUGCUCACUUCGAGUGCAGAUUGAUUCCUGUAGGAGAUCCAACGUUGAAGGUUGAAUGGUUCAGGAAUGAAAUCCCACUCGAGACAAGUUCAAGAAUCACCAAAGUCCAUGAUUUCGGCUAUGUCUCGUUGGACAUCUCCCACGUGAGAGAAGAGGACGAAGGCGUGUACAUGUGCCGUGCGUCCAACCCACUCGGUGAAGCAGUUACCACUGCUUCGAUGAAGAUCAAGAGUAAAGCAAGCAUUCAAUUAGACACCCAACACCCUGAAGCGCAACGUAAGAUCGCCCAACUUGAAGCUGAUAAAGGACCAAGUCGUCCUGAAGAACCGGAGAAGGUAUUCGAUAAACCUAUCUUCACACAAUUGUUGACUGGACCCACGGAACUUUGGGAAGGCCAGAUGGCUAGAUACGAAUGCAGAGUCGUUCCAGUUGGCGAUGCCAGUUUGAGAUUCGAGUGGUACAUCAAUGGAGUCGAACUAAAAAUGGGAUCUCGGUUCCACGUGAGCCACGAUUUCGGCUACGUGACCCUGGACAUCCUGAAAGUAAUCUCGGAGGAUUCCGGUGUAUACACUUGCAAAGCCAUCAACAAAUCCGGCGAAGCAGUUUCCUCGAUUUCGCUGAAAGUGAAAGCGCGCUCAGCUAUCGACGCCGAGAGUCUUCAGCCAGAUGCUUGGCAGAAGAUUCAAUUGAAAGAAGCGGAGAUGAACAAAGUACCGGAAAUGUUCGUCGACACGACGCCUCAACAGGCUCCAGUCUUCACCAAACAUCUCGAAAGCCACGACAGACUUGUGGAGGGUCAACAUGUAUACUUGGAAGCUCAAGUAGAGCCAAGAGCAGAUCCAAAUCUUCGCGUUGAGUGGUUCAAAAACGGGGUGGCUCUUCAAACUGGAACCAGACUUCGUAGUACCUUUGAUUUUGGCCUUGUUACACUAUCUAUCAAUGGUUUAAGACCCGACGAUUCCGCCAUUUACACUUGUAAAGCCACGAACCUACUUGGAGAGGCUGUGUCUACUUGCAGUUUGAAGAUCGUCGAUCGUCACUGGUUACUUGGUGACACUCUUCAUCCCGAUGCUCUUCCAAAGAUCGACGCCUUAGAGCAACCUCAUGUCACCUCAGCAGAACAACCAGAACCUAUUUACGAGGAACCAGUGUUCAUCACUCAUCUGAACAACGUUGAAUGCGUAGAAGGUGACAAUGUGCACUUUGAAUGUAACGUUGAGCCAUCAAAAGAUCCAACGAUGAAGAUCGAAUGGUUCAUCAAUGGUAAACCUCUUCCAACUGGAGCAAGAUUCAAGUCGACUUAUGACUUUGGUUAUGUAGCUUUGGAUAUUACUCAUGCUUACGAGGAAGAUUCUGGAGUGGUCAUUGUUAAGGCUACCAAUUCGAAGGGAUCAGCUCAGACGUCAGGAACUCUCAAAUGCACCAGCAAACAGAACAUCUAUCUGCAGACACAGCAUCCUCAAGGAGAGGCUGGCUUGGAGAAAGUCAAAGAAGCUGAAGAUGCUUAUUUGUCGAAAUAUAGAAGGCCAGACGCUGGACCAGAACAAGAAUAUCCUAAACCGAUCUGGACAGUGCCUUUGCAGCCGGAAUUCAAAUUGGGCGAGUCCGAACCUCUUCAUUUGGAGGGUCAGGUAGAGCCCAAGGACGAUCCAAACUUGAAGAUCGAGUGGUACUUCAAUGGAAAAGCUCUGGAACAUGGAUCCAGGUUUAAGAUGACCAGCGACUUUGGGUUCGUCACUUUAGACUUGACAGAUGUCUAUGAUCGUGAUUCUGGAAUUUACACUUGCAAGGCAUACAACAAAGCUGGAGAAGCUUUCACUUCAACAACGAUCUACUGUACGACCAAGGAGAACAUCAUCGAAAGAUCGCAGCAUCCCAAAGGUAAGGAGGGUUUGGAAGCAAUCCAGGACCUCGAAGAAUCGCUGAAACGACAGGAAGGAGCUCCGCCAGAGAGUGAAGAAGGUCAUCCACCUGUGUUCACAUCUCAAUUCGAGAACCUGACUAAUCUAUCCGAAGGAGAAAUCGCUCACUUCGAAGCUUCGCUCACGCCAACUAGUGACCAAACUAUGGUAGUCGAGUGGUUCUACAAUGGCAAGGUCUUGGACGCCAGUCAUCGCAUAAGAACAGUCUAUGCCUUUGGAAUGGUGGUUCUCGAGGUUCUUGGAACAAAGAUAGAGGACUCUGGCACCUACUCUUGCAGGGCUACCAACAAAUGGGGCCGCGCCGAGAUCAGCGUGGAAUUAGAAUGCGUGGAUAAAUCUAAAGGACAGAAACCCAAAUUUACAACUCAUAUUCAAUCGCUGGAGGGUCUAAAGGAUGGCCAGUCUGCUCACUUCGAGUGUACUUUAAUUCCAGUUGGAGAUCCUCACAUGAAAGUAGAAUGGUUCCACAAUGGCCAACCUUUGAGACACUCGUCCAGAUUCAAGAUGGUAUCCGAUUUUGGAUUCGUUGUGAUGGAUAUCGCUGGCGUGAUGGCCCACGAUACUGGAGAGUACGUAUGCAAGGCUAGCAACAAAUACGGCGAAGAUUACACUAAAGCAACUCUGAAAUGCUUUGGAAAGAGCGGAGUAUAUCUUGAUUCGUUACAACCAGAUUCUCUCGCUAGAAUCAGAGAACUGGAGAGUUAUGGCGGUGAACAACCUGCCACGCCAACGACUCCAGUUGCAGAGCCACCCAAGUUCAUCACGCAAAUUUCUGACAUCACGAAAUUGGUUGAAGGACAAUCUGCUCACUUUGAAGCUAGACUGACGCCUGUAAAUGAUCCAGAUCUGAAGGUCGAGUGGUAUUACAAUGGAAAGAAAUUACCUCAUGGACACAGAUACAGAACCUUCCACGAUUUUGGCAUUGUCAUCUUGGAUAUAUUGUACUGUUACGAAGAGAAUUCUGGAGUUUACGAGUGCAGAGCUUUCAAUAAAUAUGGAGAAGACACGACUAAGGCGACCUUGAAAUGUUAUUCGAAAUCGAGUCUCAUUUUGGAAAGUCAGCUUCCUAAAGGAAUGGAAGGUGGAUUGGAGAAGAUCCAGACUUUGGAGGACUCGAUGAUUCGCACUAAAGACGAAAAGAUCGUGGAGGAACGAGGAAAGGCACCUGUGUUCACUGUACCUUUGAGCAACAUCGAUGGCCUUCGCGAGGGCGAGAGCGCGCACUUUGAAGCUAGACUUACACCUACCGACGAUCCAAAAUUAAAGGUCGAAUGGUUCUGGAACGGAAAACCUUUGCGGACCGGUACUCGUUUCCGCACCUUCUGCGACUUCGGCUUCGUGAUUCUCGAAAUUUCGCCAAUCUAUCCAGAAGACUCCGGCGAAUACAGCUGCCGAGCAACAAACGACUACGGCGAAGCUGUAACCACAUGCACGAUGAAGUGCACUGGAAAACGAAGCAUCAUUCUCGAAUCUCAACUGCCAAAAGGAAUGGAAGGCACGAUAGAUAAAAUCGCUGAACUGGAAGGUCUUGGAAACGAGCCUGGUAUUGCAACUCCGGACGAUGAUACCGGAAAACCACCGGAAUUCAUCACGACACCAUCCGAUUUGACUCUAACCGAGAAUUCCUUGGCGCACUUCGAGUGCAGAUUAACACCGAUCAACGACUCCAGCAUGAGAGUGGAAUGGUUCCACAAUGGAAAGCCUCUGUUGGCUGGAACCAGGAUCAAAACCAUCCACGACUUUGGAUUUGUGAUUUUGGAAGUAGCCAAUUGCUACCAACGAGACUCUGGUUUAUAUACGUGCAAAGCAACAAAUCGUCACGGUGAAGCUACUGUUUCAUGCAAACUUCAAGUUCGUGGACGUCAAGGAAUUAUCUUGGAGCCUCAGUUGCCAAGCAACUUUAAGACUGGAACGGAGAGUAUUCAGAAAUUGGAAGAGGCUUUGUACAAGAAGGACGAGAUACUGACCGAGGAAGAAACACCUAAUCCUCCUAAAUUUACUGUGGAAUUGAAGGAUAUCGAAGUAGAGGAAGGAGCAUCCAGUCACUUUGAUUGCAGAGUCGAACCUGUGGGCGAUUCUACCAUGCGUAUCGAUUGGUUCCAUAACGGAAGAUCGUUCGCUACCGGAUCUCGUGUACACCAGAUUAACGACUUUGGAUUCAUUUCGUUGGACAUGUCGUACACCUAUGCUAGAGAUAGUGGAGAAUACGUUUGCAGAGCUACGAACAAGUGGGGAUCUGCUACUACCAAAGCUACGAUAACGUGCAAAUCUAAGAAAACCAUAGAUUUCGACUCGCAGUUGCCCUCGGGCAUGAGCGGCGAGAAGCUGAAAGAAUUAGAACGUGGUCCAGUAAGCGAGCCACCUGCCGAAGAGCCACCACGUCAACCACCAAGGUUUAUUACGCAGAUUCAAUCAGCAACCGUUGACGAAUCUGAACCAGUUAGGUUCGAAUGUCGCGUGGAACCAAAAGACGAUCCAAAUUUACGCAUAGAGUGGUACAGAAAUGGAAAAUUGAUCCCAGCUGGACACAGAUACAGAACAAUGUACGAUAUGGGAUUCGUGUCUAUGGAUAUUUUGUACGUUUACCCUGAGGACUCGGGAGAAUACGUGUGCAAAGCUAUUAACGAUCUUGGCGAGGACACUACCAGGGCAUCGGUAUCAUGCAAAAAGUUGCCCAACAUCAUCCUACAGAACCAAGUGCCAAAGGGUAUGAAGAAGUCGGAAGCGUUGAUGCAAAUGGAAGCCACCAUCAAGAAAUACACUUCGGAAGUUCACCUUACAGAGGACGAUCUCUACGACGCGGAUAAGAAACAACCACCACGUUUCGUCACUCAGAUCCAAGAUCAAACCGAGCUGGUUGAAAUGAACAGCACGAAGUUCGAGUGCCAAUUGGCACCUGUCGGUGAUCCGAACAUGAAGGUCGAAUGGUUCUUCAAUGGCAAACCUUUACCACACAAGAACAGAUUCACUCCAAUUUACGACUUUGGUUACGUGGCGAUGAACUUUGGAUGGGUAUAUCCUGAAGACAGCGGAGAAUAUCUAUGCAGAGCCACGAAUCUUUACGGAAUGGACGAAACACGAGCGGUGAUCCGAACAGCUGGCAAGCCUGGAAUUAUUUACGAGUCGCAACUACCAAAGGGCAUGAAGAGUAUCGAGAAGAUCAGAGAAAUGGAAGCUGCAUGGCAAAUAGUACCUGAGGAAGAGGGCGAAGAAGAGAAGGUGCGUGCACCUCCGACGUUCGUGAGCAAACCUGAACCAGUAACCGUGGAAGAGGGUGAUUGGUCCAGAUUCUGUUGUCGUGUCACUGGUCACCCGAGACCGCGAGUCAUGUGGAUCAUCAAUGGACAUACUGUGGUCAAUGGAUCACGGUAUAAACUAACGUACGACGGUAUGUACCAUCUCGACAUCCCCAAGACGAGGCAAUACGAUCAUGGGAAGGUCGAAGUGAUCGCGAGAAGUUCCGUAGGCGAGUCACGAACCGAAACCACCCUAACAGUAAAACCAAGGAGCGACGAUUAUCGAGGUGUACUGAAAAAUUCACCAAGACCUUGGUAUGAUUACGGACUGACCCAAUACCAAUCGGAGCGACAGAACACAGAGCUCGAGAAAGUUUUCGACGAAAGACACCAUAACAUCUCUCAAGGCAUCGAGAUCGCCACGGAGCACCUUGGACAGAAAGUUUUCAAGGAACCAGAGACAGAAUGGCAAAAGUCUGUGAAGAGCAAAAAGAACGAGGAUUAUUACAACAAGCUCAUGACUCUGGAGGAAGAACAGGUGCUGAAGGAGAGUAGGCUGAGAGAAUCUAGCCAUCAAUUUGCUAUUCCUGGUGAAAAAGUUGUCUCUCAUUCUGUGGCGAAGGGAAUGGCCCAGCAAUAUGAGGAAACCUUGGAAGACAAAAAGGAGGAAAGAAUCGAAGACACCACCACACAGACAACUACCAAAUUCGUGAAGAAACCACAUACAACGGAGGUGGACAUUGACGUGGAGCGCAUGAAAUCCACUGGCAAGUAUCCUCCAGAACCAUCAGAAUCUACGGUUCACGGUCGUGAAGUGCACGUGGCCAAGCAGAAGCAAAUACAGAAAGAAGUCAAAGGUGACUUGGAGAUCACCAGAAAGAUAACCGCCACGGAAACCACCGAAGUGGAGCACAAAGCCAAGACCCAGGAGCGUGUUGUUCAAGGUCCAACAAAACCAGCCACGCCACCAGUCUUCACGAAGAAGAUUCAACCUUGCAGAGCUUUCGAGCAAGAGCAAGCUCGAUUCGAAGUGGAAUUCGACGGUGAUCCAUUGCCAACCAUCAAAUGGUACCGCGAAGAUUUCCCCAUUCAGAAUUCUUCGGAUCUUCAGAUUUAUACGUUCAGCACGAAAUCGGUGCUGAUCGUUCGACAAGUGUUUAUGGAAGAUUCUGGUGUGUUCUCUGUCAUCGCUGAGAAUCGUGGCGGAAAGGCGAAAUGCAGCGCCAAUCUGGUAGUCGAAGAACGAAGAAGACAACCUGGUAGAGGAGGAGUGAUACCACCUAGUUUCCUGUCUACCAUUCAGAAUACCUCGGUCACUACUGGUCAACUGGCCAGAUUCGACGCCAAAGUGACUGGAACUAAGCCUUUGGAUGUUUAUUGGUUGAAGAAUGGCAAGAAAGUGACGGCAGAUAUUCGUUACAAGACACUCGAGGAAGAUAAUACUUACACCUUGCUGAUUUUGGAGACAGUGCCAGAAGAUUCAGGCAAAUAUGAAUGCGUGGCGAUAAACAGUGCCGGAGAGGCACGUUGCGACGCUGAAUGUACAGUUCGUGGACCUCAAUCGCCCGCCAAGACGGCGAAACCGACGACGCCUGGCGUCGAAAAGGCGCCCACGGUUUUGGAGCCAUUGAGAGAUCAAACUAUCAGAGAGGGAACAUCCGUCGCCUUUGCGUGCAGGAUCACCGGAAAACCGGUGCCCACGGUACAAUGGAAAAAAGGCGACAAGGUCAUCAAGCCAUCCAAGUACUUCCAAAUGCAGAAGGAAGGUGACCUCUGUACCCUGAGGAUCUCUGAAGCUUUCCCCGAAGAUGAGGGCGUCUAUAAAUGCAUCGCCAAGAAUCCAGCUGGUGAUGUAACUACUUCGGCCAAUCUCAGAGUUCUUGCACCCGACGCAGCUGAUGUUCUCCCCAAACUGACGCCACUGAAAGAUCAAACAGUUCUAGAAGGACAACCGGCACAGUUCAAGACUCAAGUUACUCCAGCUAAACCAAAGCCAACGAUUCAAUGGUAUCGCGAAGGUGCCCUAAUCCCUCAGUCACCUGACUUCCAGAUGAUUCACGAAGGCAAUAACGCCGUGCUGCUGAUAGCGACCACUUACGAAGAAGACACUGGCACCUUCACCUGCCGAGCUACCACGUCAGCCGGCACCGUAGAAACCUCCGCCAAACUCAUCGUCAAAAAGAGAAAAGGAGCGUAUUACGAAGUUCCUGCAGAAACGGGACCAGGCGCGAAAACCGGCGUGAAACCAUCGAUAGGUCUUGGUACGGGCAAGGACAUUGUCCUUGAACCGUUACCCUUAGACGAGAAUGGAUUGCCACUUGAAAUACCUUUACAACCAGGGGAUGAAUCGUUACCUUGGAGAAAGGGGCGAGUUCAUCAUCGACCUCGACUUGGCGACGUGACGCCAUGGCGAAAAGAGAAACCGAAAUCUCGUGACACAUCUUUGGACAAAUUACAAGGGACAGAGUCCCAAGUUAAGCCUUGGACCGAAGAAGCUAUAGUAUUAAAGAAAACUCCACAGAUACCUCGCGAAACACCGAAAGAAAAAUUAGAGGAAGUUGAAUUAAAACCAGCGAAAAUCGAGAAAAAAGAAAUUAGAAGAGCUAGCCUGGAAGCUGUUGACUUGAAACAUGUUACGAAAGAAGUAACGAAAGAUGUGAGAACUGAAGAGAAGAUUGCUCGACUGGAAGAGACUACAGCAGAGACCUACGUGGAAGAAGAGGACUCUAGAUUUAUUAAAACCACGAAGAAAGUGGACGAAACUGUUCAAAAGAGAAAGGAAGAGACUAAACCUUGGACCGAAGAGAAGGUUACGUUGAAGAAAGCGAAACCUGACAGGAAAGAGAUUCCUAGAGAGACUAUAGAACCUGUGGAACUGAAACCUUCGCGGAUCGUUAAGAAGGAUAUUGAGAAACCUAGUUUGGAAAAAGUAGAUCUGAAACCUGUUCCCACAACUGUGACUGAGAAAGUUACUGAAGAAAUUAUUUCGAAAACUGAUUACCUUGAACAAGAAGAUACGUCCAUGUUGGACGUGUCCAAAACCGAAGAGGUCAGAAAAAUAAAGAAGGAGAAAAUUGAAGAGAAGGUAGAACAGGCAAAGCCAUGGACAGAAGAAAAGAUCACCUUGAAGAAAUCUAAACCUAUAAGGAAAGAAGUUGAGAAAGAAACUAUAGAGACUGUGGAACUGAAACCAUCCAAGGUGGAGAAACUUCCGAUUCGAAAGCCGAGUGUGGAGAAGGUGGACUUGAAGCCUAUUCCAACGACAGUGACUGAGAAAGUCACUGAGAAAAUCACUGAAAAGACUGAAUACCUUGAACAGGAAGACACUUCUUUAUUAGACGUAUCGAAGACUGAAGAACUGAAGAAAUUGAGGAAAGAGAAGAUAGAAGAGAAGCCAGAAGGGCCUAAACCUUGGACCGAAGAGAAAGUGACGUUGAAGAAAGCGAAACCUGUGAAGAAAGAGGUUGAAAAGGAAACUAUAGAAACGGUAGAGUUGAAACCAUCAAAGAUUAUAAAAUCUGCGGUACGAAAAGAAAGUCUGGAAACAGUGGAUCUUAAAUCAGUCACGAAAGAAAUCACAGAGAAGACAGUGAAAGAAGUCGUACACAAAACUGAUUACGUAGAACAGGAAGACACGACGUUGCUUGAUGUUACCAAAGACACUCGAGUGAAGAAACUCAGAAAAGAGUCGAUUUCAACGGAGAAGGUUGAGCAACUUAAACCUUGGACUGAUGAGAAGAUAACUUUGAAGAGAACUAAACCUGACAAGAAAGAAAUACCCAAAGAACAAAUAGAGACAGUAGAAUUAAAACCAUCCAGACCAGAAAAGGGAGAAAUUGAGAAACCAAGUCUUGAAGCAGUGGAUUUGAAACCAAUUCCCAAGAAGAAAGUAAAAGAAGUAUCUAAAAAGCCUGAAAGAAAAGACGUGCUCACUGAAGAGGAAGACACGACCCUUCUUCAAGUCUCCAAAGACACAGAAACUACGGUCAAAGUUGAUAAACAGGUCAAGAAGAUAGAAGAAGUUGAAAAGAAACCGGAAACUAAACCUUGGACUGAGGAGAAAAUAACUUUGAAGAAGACUAAAGUUGAGCAAAGAGAAAUUCGUAGAGAAAGUCUGGAAGAAGUCACGCUGAAACCGACGAAAACGGAGAAGAGAGAAAUUAAGAAGGAAACUUUAGACAAAGUAGAUUUGCAGAAGGUGACAGAUAAGACACAAUUCAUCGAAGAAGAAGAUACAAAGCUAUUAAAGAUCGACAAAGAAGAGAAAGUUGAGGAAGAGAAGACAGAAAAAGUAAAAACUUGGAGAAAAGAAAGGAAACCAAAAGAAAAAGCACCAUACCAGGAAGAAGAAGAUAAAACGAUCUUGGAUGUGAAGAAAGAUAUCGAGUCUGAGGAAAAACUGAAAGAAGUGCCAGUUCCUUGGGCCAGAGGUAAAAAGAAACCUACAGAAAAGAUUCCUUAUCACGAAGAAGAGGAUACUACUCUUCUCGACGUCGAAAAGACUGAAAAGACGACUGAAAAACAGGCAAAAGAAGAAAUGCCGGUGCCAUGGAUACGAGGGAAGAAGCCGAAGGAAGAGAAGCCGGAAGUUCCGCAAAAAGUUCAGCCUGAAGAAGAAGUGCCUGUUCCAUGGGUACGAGGAAAGAAGCUGAAGGAAGAGAAGCCGGACGUUCUGCAGAAAGUUCAGCCUGAAGAAGAAGUACCUGUUCCAUGGAUACGAGGAAAGAAACAGAAGGAAGAGAAGCCAGAAAUUCCGCAAAAACUUCAUCCAGAAGUUCAACCUGAAGAGAAACCAGAGGAAGAAGAAGAGAAACUGGAAAAGGUCCCAUGGCUUCGAGAUAAGAAGGUUCCACGGAAGAUACCGGAAAGGAAAGAAGAACAGGUUGAAGAUAUUAGAUCAGUUGUAUUGAAACCUACCAGACGUGAACGUGUACCAGAAGAACAGGAGAAACCGGAAGAAGUGAAGCUGAAGCCUGUCAAACGCAUUCCAAUUGAAGAAGAAAAGAAGGAAGAAGUGCAACUGAAACCCAUUCCGAAACGAAAGCCCGAAGAAAAGCCGAAAGAAGAGAUCAAAUUGAAGCCAUUCCAAAAACCGAAACCCGAAGAGGAGGAACGAGAGAAACCAGAACUGAAACCACUUGAAAAACUUGAAUCUGACGCCCCAAAAGAAGAGGAAGUGCAGGUAAAACCGAUCAAACCGAAAGAAGAAGAAAUAAAAGAAAUUGAAGAAACGACAUGGCAUAGAAAAGCGAAGCCCAAGAAACCGGUAGUUUCUGAAGAAAAAGACGUUGCGAAGGAAAUAAAAGAGGCCGAAACUGAAGACUUUACAGCGGUUGUAUUAAAACCUACGAGAAAAGAGAGGAAGCCAGAAGAAAAGGUAGAAACAGAGGAAGUAACUUUGAAACCGAUUCAGAAAAUCCCCAAAGAGAAAGAAACACCUGAAGAAAUAACGCUCAAACCAAUGGAGAAGCCUAAAGCAGUUGAGAAUGGAGAAGUUUUGGGAAAGAAGGCUGAAUUGCAAUGGCAACCUGGAAAGAAACCAGCUAAAAAGAUAGUAGCAGAGGAGGUGAAACCAGAAGAAUUGACAUUGAAACCUGUCAAGCGACUUCCUAAGGAAGAAGUGGAGAAGGAAGAAGUUACUUUGAAACCUAUUAAGAAAGAGAAACCAGAAGAAGAAAAACCAGAAGUUACGUUAAAACCUGUUAGGCGCCUUCCCAAGCAAGAGGAGGAAAAACCGGAAGAAGUGACAUUAAAACCUGUCAAGCGUCUUCCCAAGGAAGAAGUGGAGAAGGAAGAAGUUACUCUGAAACCAAUUAAGAAAGAGAAACCAGAGGAGGAAAAACCUGAAGUUAAAUUGAAACCUGUUAGGCGACUUCCCAAACAAGAGGAGGAAAAACCGGAAGAAGUGACGUUGAAACCUGCCAAGCGUCUUCCCAAGGAAGAAGUGGAGAAGGAAGAAGUUACUCUGAAACCAAUUCAAAAAGAGAAACCAGAAGAAGAAAAACCAGAAGUUACGUUAAAACCUGUUAGGCGCCUUCCCAAGCAAGAGGAGGAAAAACCGGAAGAAGUGACAUUGAAACCUGUCAAGCGUCUUCCCAAGGAAGAAGUGGAGAAGGAAGAAGUUACUCUGAAACCAAUUAAGAAAGAGAAACCAGAGGAGGAAAAACCAGAAGUUACGUUAAAACCUGUUAGGCGCCUUCCCAAGCAAGAGGAGGAAAAACCGGAAGAAGUGACAUUGAAACCUGUCAAGCGUCUUCCCAAGGAAGAAGUGGAGAAGGAAGAAGUUACUCUGAAACCAAUUAAGAAAGAGAAACCAGAGGAGGAAAAACCAGAAGUUAAAUUGAAACCUGUUAGGCGACUUCCCAAGCAAGAAGAAGAAAAACCGGAAGAAGUGACAUUGAAACCUGCCAAGCAUCUUCCCAAGGAAGAAGUGGAGAAGGAAGAAGUUACUCUGAAACCAAUUAAGAAAGAGAAACCAGAGGAGGAAAAACCAGAAGUUAAAUUGAAACCUGUUAGGCGACUUCCCAAGCAAGAGGAGGAAAAACCGGAAGAAGUGAUGUUGAAACCUGUCAAGCGUCUUCCCAAGGAAGAAGUGGAGAAGGAAGAAGUUACUCUAAAACCAAUUCAGAAAGAGAAACCAGAAGAAGAAAAACCAGAAGUUACGUUAAAACCUGUUAGGCGCCUUCCCAAGCAAGAGGAGGAAAAACCGGAAGAAGUGACAUUGAAACCUGUCAAGCGUCUUCCCAAGGAAGAGGCGGAAAAGGAAGAAGUUACUUUAAAACCAAUUAAGAAGGAAAAACCUGAAGAAGAAAAACCAGAAGUUACGUUAAAACCUGUUAAGCGACUUCCCAAGGAAGUAGAGGAGAAGCCAGAAGAAGUGACAUUGAAACCUGUCAAGCGUCUUCCCAAGGAAGAAGUGGAGAAGGAAGAAGUUACUCUGAAACCAAUUAAGAAAGAGAAACCAGAGGAGGAAAAACCUGAAGUUACAUUAAAACCUGUUAAGCGACUUCCCAAGGAAGUAGAGGAGAAGCCAGAAGAAGUGACAUUGAAACCUGUCAAGCGUCUUCCCAAGGAAGAGGCGGAGAAGGAAGAAGUUACUCUGAAACCAAUUAAGAAAGAGAAACCAGAGGAGGAAAAACCUGAAGUUACAUUAAAACCUGUUAAGCGACUUCCCAAGGAAGUAGAGGAGAAGCCAGAAGAAGUGACAUUGAAACCUGUCAAGCGUCUUCCCAAGGAAGAGGCGGAAAAGGAAGAAGUUACUCUGAAACCAAUUAAGAAAGAGAAACCAGAGGAGGAAAAACCUGAAGUUAAAUUGAAACCUGUCAAGCAUUUGAAGAAACCAGAAGAAGAAAAGCCUGAAGAGAUAACAUUGAAGCCAGUUAAACGACUUCCUAAGGAAGAAGUGGAGAAGGAAGAAGUUACUUUGAAACCAAUUAAGAAGGAGAAACCAGAGGAGGAAAAACCAGAAGUUACGUUAAAACCUGUUAAGCGACUUCCCAAGGAAGUAGAGGAGAAGCCAGAAGAAGUUACUUUAAAGCCCGUCAAGCGUCUUCCGAAGGAUGAGAAGAAACCAGAAGAAGUUACUUUGAAACCUAUAGAAAAAGAGAAGCCGGAAGAAGAAAAGAAGCUAGAAGUUAAGCUGAAACCAGGCAAACCUAUCGAGAAACCAGAAGAGGAGAAACCGGAGGAAGUGAAAUUAAAACCGGUUCCGAAGCCAGUCCCUGAAAAAGUCGAAGAGAAACCUAAAGAAGAGGAAAAACCUGAAUCCAUAUUACCAUGGCGCGUUGGCAAAAAGGCGAAGAAGGUCGUCGAUUUCCGAGAAGAAGUCACAGUCGUACCGAUCGAUCAAGAGAAAGUGGUCUCGGAGGAAACAACGGUCGUGGAACAGAAAGUGGAAGCUAAAGAGAUGACCCAAGUGGUGGUUAAAGAGAUCGAAGAACAUAAACCUGUAGAAGCGCCCGUAAUUCCCUGGAGGGCACCGAAGAAAGAAAUGGUGAAAGAAGUCGUCGAAGAAAAAGUCGAAAUUGUAGAGAUCAAACCUGAAGUGGUACACAAAGAAGAUACAGUAAUCGAAGAGGUUGUUGAAACAGAAGUCUCUAGGAUAAAGAAACGACGUCCAAAGAAACCGGAAGAAGAGAAGGAAGUAGUCGAAUUGAAACCAGUCGAGAAACACGAAGAAUUCAUUGAAAAAGUAGAGGAAGUGGUUCUUAAACCAGUCAAGAAAGAAAAGGUAGAAGUAGUAGAAGAGAAAGAUGAGGUUCGUCUUAGACCAAUACCCAAGAAGCCACAGGAAAAGGAAGUACCCGAAGAGGUAACUCUGAAACCUAUCAAAAAGGAGAAACCCGAAGAGAAACCUAAGGAAGAAAAAAUACCAGAAUUGAAACCAGUGAAAUUAGAGAAACCAAAAGAGAUAGAAGAGAAGGAAGAAACAGUGGCUAAAAUACCAUGGAGGAAACCUAAAAAGAAACCAGAAGAGGUACCUGUACCUGUUCCUAUAGAAAAGGCAGAAGUGAUCGAUGAAACUGUUACCGUAGAAGAGGUUAGAGUGGAGGAAAAAGUAAAAGAUGUGGUCACGAAAGAUGUAGUCGAGGUCGAAACAAAGAUCAAAGAAGAAAAAGUGGAGGAUCGUAAGAGCAGACGCAAGCAGCGUACGCAAGUAGAAAUAUCCAUCACGGACAAAGACAAAAAGAUCGCUCCGAGGUUCAUUCAGAAGCUACAACCCGUUAUCGCGCAACCAGAAACAACCGCAGAAUUCACAUGUACAGUGUUCGGCAGUCCAUUCCCCGAAAUUACCUGGUACAGAAACGAGCAGGAGCUUCACGCCAGUGAGAAGUAUAUAAUGACCAUCUACGAAACGACAGCCUCGUUGGAGAUAACUAAGGUGAAAGAAGAGGAUGCCGGCAUGUAUUCUUGCAGAGCGUCAAAUCCCGCUGGAGUAGCCACGUCCACCGUGAAUCUCGUGAUAUUCGAAAAAGAGGAAGAAGGCGUAGCGCCACACUUCGCAACACCUAUUAAGCCUCUCAUGGUGGAAGAGCACAAACCAGCUCUACUUGAAUGUGUGGUCACUGGAACACCGGUGCCGGAAGUAAAAUGGUAUCGCGGAGAGCAAGAACUGAAACCUCAAAAGGGUAGAGAAAUCACCUUCAAUCCUGAAACCGGUGAAGCAAAAUUGCACAUAUUGGAGCCAAUGAAAGAGGACGAGACGAUUUAUCGCGUUCGAGCUGUGAAUAAAUUCGGUCGAGCCGAAUGCAGAGCUAAUUUGGUGAUCGGUACCGCGGUGAGGGUCACUAAACCGGAAGUUCUAAGAGCACCAAAGAUCACCAGGCCUUUACCAGCCUUGGUAGCCGAACUUGGAAAACCUCUAACUUUGUCAGCCGAUUUCGAGAGCAAACCAACGCCAAAAGUGAAAUGGUUCCGCAAUGGAACUGAAAUUGUCCCAUCUGACAAACGGGUGAUAAAUAUUUAUGAAACUACCACUGAAUUAUAUAUUCCUGAGGUGACGAAGAAAGAUGGCGGGAAAUACGAGGUUAGAGUUCAAAAUCCUGUUGGAGAGGCGAGAAGUUCGGGCUCUGUUACGGUGAAAGAACGCGAGGACAAGACAGACGAAGUGAAAGCUCCGAGGUUUAUCGAGCCGCUACAACCACAGAUUGUCGCCGAAGGAGAGGUCGUGAUCAUGGAAACACGUGUUGAAUCCUAUCCGACAGCCUCCUUCCAGUGGUUCCACGAAACUCGUCCUCUGGAGUCCACGCCACAGGUAAGGAUUGUGACGCAAGAGAACAGAUCGAUCCUCAUGAUCAAGGAGAUCAAGCCCGAGUUCGCGGGCACGUACACCUGUCGCGCCGAAAACGUUGGCGGAUCAGUCACCUGUACGGCGACGAUAAAUGUGUUGGAGACACCGUGGGAAGAAACCGUUGAGCUUGUUUCACCGACGUUUGUUAAAAGAUUGUCACCGGUCAGGGUCAUGGACGGUGAAAGCGCAAACCUGACGUGCAUCGUCCAUGGGAAACCUACGCCUAAAGUGGAAUGGUACCACGACAACAAACCUAUCAAAGAGGGCAAAGAGAUUACUAUUAUACAAGACACGGAAGGUGUGUGCAGUUUGGCCAUAACUGAAGUAUUCCCUGAAGAUGCCGGAGAAUACACUUGUCGUGCCGUGAAUCCUGUUGGCGAGGCCGUUUGCAUGACGUCGCUUAUCGUGGAAGCAUACGAGUACGUACCAGAUUCGGAGAUCGCAUCCUCGAUCGUUGCGACGUCUCUUACUACAGGGCAGAGUGGUUCGGAAGAGGAUCUCUUAUCUCCCAAGGAAACUCCCUUGUUCGACACGGACACAGAGGAAUCUGCGCCGGAGAUAAUAAAGAAACUUCCUCAGUUAAUUCCUACCAAAGUCGGAGAGUUAACCAGACUGGAAGUGAAGGUCAAGGGAAAACCGAAACCAGAAGGAAAAUGGUACAAGCAAGGCCAGGAGAUCAUGCCGUCCGAAGAAUUCCAAAUCGAGGAAUUCGACGAUGGCACGUCGAUACUGACGAUAGCCGAAACAUAUCCCGACGACACGGGUGAGAUUGUGUUCGAAGUACACAAUCCACUCGGCGUAUCGACCACGAUGACGUACCUGUCUGUAGAAGGAAUCCUCGGAACAAAGGAGUACAGGAAACCAUCAUGGGUGGCCGAAAUGGAGGAGAUGCAAGAAGCUCUGAGAGCCACGCAAUCUGUACCACGAUUCAUCCAAGAGAUAACCGACGUUUAUGCGAGGGAAGGUGAAACCGCGGUGUUUGAAUGCGUAUACUCUGGCAAUCCUGCUCCAGACGUUGUAUGGUACAAGAAUGACAAGUUGGUCUCCAAUACCCAGAACGUGAAAGUUCGUAUCUCCGAUGAAGAGAAAAAGACAUCGCUAACGAUUAAACACGCGACCGAAGAAGACGAUGCUACUUAUGUGUGCAAAGCUACCAGUGAGAUAGGUUUGGCAACGACGAAAGCUAAACUACGCGUAACAGAUGUAACGGGUAAGACAACAUUCUUUGACGAAGAAGAGGUGGUCGAAGAACAGGUGACUGAAGUCAAACCUAAGGAGAAACCGAAAAAGAAGAAGCCAGAGUUGAAGAAGGCUAAAGAGACGAAAGAGAAGGUGAAGACUGAACGUGUGAAGAUAGACAAGAAGGAAGUGCGCAAAGAGAAGCUGGUUCCUAAAGAACAGCCAGAGGAAAAGAAAAUUGUCGACGUUGAAGAGACUCAGGUACUCGAAACGACAGAGAUUAUUGAAGAACAACCAACAGAGAUAUCACGAGCAAAGAAAGUGGUGCCGAUCCAAGAGCCGCUAGUGACGGAAGCAACCGCGUCGCUGAAGAAGAUCGACGAUCAGAAGGCGCGCGAAAUGGUACCAAAGCCUGAGGAACGUGCGAAACGGGUGGUGGAGGAGCGCGAAGGUGUAGUGGUCGUCUCAGAAGUGGCCACGGAAGACAUAGCGCAAGAUUUCACAGUGGAAUCGGUGGUCGAUCGCGCUAAAAUCACGUCGGAAACCUUGCAAACCGUCUCUGUAUCAGAGGUGCACACUGAAGCUGGUGUCCAAGAGAUGAAACGAAUCGAGGCCAAACAACGAAAAGCAAAGAAAACAGUGGUAACCGAAGAAGAAAUAUUCGAAGAGAAGCCCAGAGAAGUAAUCACGGAGGAAAAACCGAAAAAGAAGAAGAAAGACAAGAUAAAGGUGAAAGAAGAAGUGACCAUCGAGGAAAUCGUAGAAAGACAAAGAGAGAAUAUCGCGAGAGAGGUGGAGGAAAUUAUGGAGAUGCUUCACGCGAAAGAAUUUGGACCUGGCGAAGCUCCUCUUCGAGAAUUGGCUACUAUCGGCUUCUUGGUGCGCCAAGGUGUCUCCGUGAACGAAAUAAACGAGAGUCUGUACAGGACGGACAAUUUCCCUGCGUUGAAAACCCCCGAGGCUCAGAAUGCGCUGGUUCAAUUAGUGGAACGAGAAGGUCAUGGUCCAUUGAUCACGCAGGUUCUGACGGAAGAAACGACCACCGACGAAAGUGUAGUGGCCGCUACCGUUGGCUUCCGUGCUUUUAUGAGGAUGAUCGAGCUGCAACACGUUACCGUGGAGGAAGUGCUCACGCACUUUGCUCCUGAGGACUUCCGGCCGCGUGCUUGGGAGGUUACAGAAGCUACGGAAGUUGAAACGGAGGGACGAGUUACGGAACGAGUAGAUAUGAUCCACAAAAUGGAGGUCCAUUUCAUGGAGAGGAGGGACGAAAGAAAAGCCGUCCGCGCGCAGGAUAUUCGUGACAUAAAAGAUAUUACGGAAGAAGUGGUUGAAAAGGAAAUCAUCGAGGAAGUCAAACCUAUCAAAAAGAUCAUCAAGAAGAGGAAGCCAGUGCCGGGUAAAGAUGAAGUAACAGAGGAAGUCGUGGAAGAGAUAAUAAUAGAGCAACCACAAGAAGAAGAAGCCCGACCAAUCAUAGAAGAAGUAGAAACAGUGACGAUCACUGAACACGAUGUACGAAAAGCUCCAAAGAAGAAGAAGGAGGUGAUCAUCAAAGAGGAAGAAGAGAUCUUCGAAACAAUCGAAACACCCACUCAGAAAAUAAUUCGAAAGAAGAUUCGUCCAAUGAAGAAAGGAGAAGAAGAGAUCGUGGUGGAAGAGAUAAUUCAGAAGCCACUAGAAGAAAUAACCAAAAUGGAAGAAGAACAAAUAGUAGAAGUCGUUGAGACACCCACUAAGAAAGUAGUAAAAAAGAAGAAAGCCAUAGUGAAAGAUGACGGUGUUCCUGAAGAGAUCGUUGAAGAAAUUAUUAUCGAAAAGCCACAGAAAGAAAAAGCGAAACCUAAGGUAGAAGAAGGAACAGAAACGGUUAAAGUAACAAGGGUUGAUCUGAAGAAAGCACCGAAGAAACCUGAAGAGAUAGUAGAAGAAGAAGAAGAAAUUAUUGAAACCAUUGAGACACCAACAAAGAAGAUUAUUCGAAAGAAACCUAAAGAUAAGAAGGAAAAGGUAGUGGAACAAGUUAUACAGAAGACCAUAGAGGAAGCAAAAGCCAUGGAGGAAAAUGAAAUCGUAGAAAUCAUUGAAACACCAACGAAGAAAAUAAUCAAGAAGAAAAAAGCUACAAUCACAGAAGGAGAAGCUCCUGAGGAACAAAUCGAAGAAAUCGUGAUUGAGAAACCUGUUAAAGAAAAAGCCAAAAAGAAGAUUCUACCAAAAGAAGGUUUAGAAAUCACUGAAAUUAUUACCGAAACUUCUGUCGAGGAGUUACUUGAGGAGAAGGCUAAACCUGAAGAAGCCAAACCCUCGGAAGUGGAAGAAGAAAAGGCAGAAGUUACUAAGGUAGAAGUAAAGAAAGUUCCAAAGAAGAAGAAGAAACCAGUUACAGCUCUUGAAGCCGAAGAGAAGGACGAAGCUGUGGAAGAAAUAAAACCUGAGGUACCUAAAGAAGAAAAGGCGGAACCAGCUGUUAUAGAGAAAGAAAGUGUUGAAGUGACUGAAGUGAUUUCUCAAGUGACCACGGAGGAACUUCCUGAAGAGAUUAAACCUAAGAAGAAGAAGGCUACUGAGGUUAAGGAGAUAGAAGAACAGGUGAUCAAAAAAGAGGUUAAAGUGAAGGAAGCACCGAAAGAAAGUGUGUCUGAAACUGAAGAACAGCCAGAGGAAGAAGUACAAGAACUUGUAACUGAGAAGCCAAAGAAGGUUAAAGCCAAGAAAGAAAUUACGCCUCAAGAUGGUAUUAUAACCACUGAAGUUAUUUCUACAACUGCGGAAGAAGAAUUACAAGUGCAGAAACCAGAAGAAGAUAAGGCUAAAAUAGUCGAAGAGAAGGAAGAGAAAGCAGAAGUAAAAGAAAAGAAGGUUACUGUAAAGAAGGCUCCUAAGAAGAAAUUAACACCGAAGGAAGCUGAAGAGGAACAAGUGGCGGAAGUUGUGGAAGAGAUUACAGUGGAUGAACCAAAGAAAAGGAAGGCUAAGAAGACUGUCCUUCCGAAGGAAGAGUUACAAACGACUGAAGUGGUUACUGAGAUUACUACAGAAGAAAUAAAAGAAGAGAAGCCAAGGGAAGAGAAGGCUGUUCCUAAAGAGGAAGAAAAGAUUGAAGAAGAGGCAACGGUUACCGAGGUUUCUGUGAAAAAGGUACCUAAGAAGAAGAAAAAGGAGGAAGUUGUGACGAACGGUGAAGUGAUUGAAGAGAAACUGAAAGUGAAGGAAAUUCCUGAAGAGAAACAGGAAGUAAAGGAAGAAGUAAAGGAAGAAAAACCAGAGGAAGUGAAAGCAGAAGAAGAAAGAGCAACGGAGGUGGAAACGGAGGAAGAGAAACCAAAAGAAAAACCAAAGAAGAAGAAAAUCACCGCAGAAAAGAAACCCACCGUUGUAGAGGAAGAGCAACACGAGGAAAAGAUAGAAGAAAUACCAGAAGAGAAGCCAAAGAUGGUCAAAGCCAAGAAGGAGAUUAUUCCACAGGAUGCCGUUGAAACCGCAGAAGUUGUUCCAGAAACUGUUGCUGAAGAAACGCCAACAAGGAAACCUGAAGAACGCAAGGCUGUACCAGUCGAAGAGAAACUGGAAGAAGAAAUAGUAAUAGAAGAGGUUCCUAUAGAAAAAGCUUCGAAAGAGGAAGAGGAAGAAAUACCGGAAGAGAAACCAGAAGAAGUUCCUGAAAAACCAAAGGAAGCAAAGGUUGUGAAGAAGAGAAGGAAGAAGAUAGUGAAGAAAGAUGAAAUCGAGGAAUGGGUCGAACCGGAGUACGAACGACCUAUACUGGAACCCAUGCCUGAGAAGAUUCAAUGGGAACCAAAGAAAAAGAAAGAGAAGAAACCUUUACCAGAAUCUUUGCAAAAAUUGGUCCCUCAAAAAAUCGAAAGAAAAGAGAUCAAACCCACGAAGCUCAAAUACUCAGAACCGGUUGAAACCGUUCAGUUCGCUGCGAUCAAAUUGAAAAAAGUGGCAGUUUCGAAGAAGAAAGUAGUUGAAGAAGCCAAAUUCCCGAAGAUCAUGUUACGAAGCAGACUUACAUUCGUCGGUGACUAUCCACCUGAAAUUCAAUAUCCAAAGGUAACAGAACUAGAAGAGAAUCCGGUUCAAUCUGGUAUUCUGUCUAGAAACACCGAGGAAGCUCUGGAAGUGCUGAAGCGAAAGGUCAAGAAGGUUAAACUUCCUAAGAAAGAAAUUGCAGAAUUGGAAAAAUUGGAUCAAGAAUUCGAAGAAUUGAAGAAGGUACCUUUGGAGAAAGUGGAGGAUAAAUCGAUAUACGAACGUCCACCGAAGAAGCCUGCAGAAAAACCAGAAGAGCCACAGAAGUUGGUCGUUGGCAAAGGCAAGGUACCUGAAGAAGAAAAAGUGGAACCUGAAAAGGUGAAACUAAAGAAGGUUCCCGAAAAGAAACCAGAAGAAAUCGAAGAACCAUUGAAGAAACCACCCAAACCAGUACCUGAAGAUGAAGUGAAACCAGAGAAAAAAGACAAACCAAAGGUGAAAUUAGAACACGAUGAGUUAAAGCCUUUGGAUUUCGAGAGACCAGAACUGGAGAAAUAUGAACCAGAGAAAUACGAAGAACCAGAAAAACCAGCACCAGAGCCAGUUCCAAAACCAUACGAACCAGAAGAGAAGAAGAAGCCAGAUCAAGAGAUCGAACAGAUUCCGUUGAUAAAGGGAAAACCGAAACCACAAGAGCCGGAUAAAGAACCUGAAGUUAAGUUCAGAAUACCUCAAAAAGACAAGCCAGAAGAGGAACCAGAGAAGAUAACGUUAAAGGGUUGGAAAAAAGACAAACCUGAGGACGAAGGUGUGGAAGAGUUCCCAGCGAAGGAAGAAGAGGAAGCUCCUAAAGCACCCAAAGAAGAACUUGAAGAAAUCACUGUGAAGCGUAAGGUGAAACCAAAGAAACCCAAAGAGAAGGUUCCUAAGGAAGAAGAGGUAACGCUGAAGGAGCCUGAAAAGAAGAAACCGGAAGAAGUUCCAGAAGUAGUAGAAGAUAUCACUUUGAAAAAGGAACCAGAAAAACCUAUUGAAGAAGCUCCUGCUGAACUUACCAUCAAGAAGCCAGUUUUGAAGGAGAAAGAAGUACAAGAAGAAGAAAUAGUGGCUGAAGUGACGUUAAAGAAGAAACCGGAGAAACCUGAAGAAGUGGUUGAAGAAGCAAUUGUGAAGAAGCCAAAGAAGAAGAAGCCCGUAAAAGAAGAAGAGGCUGUUGAAGUUACAAUAAAAAAGAAAGAGGAAGUGGAAGAAGAAAUUAAAGAAGACGUUGUUAUAAAGAAGAAGCCAAAGGAGGAGGCGCCUGCAGAAGUGGUUGAAGAAGUCAUUUUGAAAAAACCAGAAGAAAAAGCUGCUGAAGAAGUAACUGAAGAAAUAGAGAAACCUAAAAGAAAGAAACCUGUGGAGGAAGAAGCUGCAGACGAAGUCACUAUUAAGAAACCAGUUGUAGAAGAAAAGAAGGAAGAAGACGUUCCUGAACAGGUAACGCUAAAGAAGAAGAAACCAAAGGAAAAACCGGUUCCAGAAGAAGUAACCGAAGAAGUUACACUGAAACCGGUUCCGAAAGAAGAAGAAAAGGCACCAGAGGAAGUAACUGAGAAAGUGGAGAUGAAGAAACCUAAGAAGAAGAAGCCAGUGGUUGAAGAAGCUGCCGAUGAAGUUACUAUCAAGAAACCAGUGCCAGUAGAAAAGGAAGAAGAAGAAAUUAUAGAAGAAGUAACAUUUAAGAAGAAGAAACCAAAGGAGAAACCGGUUCCAGAAGAAGUGAUUGAAGAAAUUACACUGAAACCAGUUCCGAAAGAAGAAGAAAAGGCACCGGAGGAAGUAAGUGAGAAAGUGGAGGUGAAGAAACCUAAAGAGAAGAAACCAGUGGUGGAAGAAGCUGCCGAUGAAGUUACUAUCAAGAAACCAGUGCCAGUAGAAAAGGAAGAAGAAGAAAUUAUAGAAGAAGUAACAUUUAAGAAGAAGAAACCAAAGGAGAAACCGGUUCCAGAAGAAGUGAUUGAAGAAAUUACACUGAAACCAGUUCCGAAAGAAGAAGAAAAGGCACCGGAGGAAGUAAGUGAGAAAGUGGAGGUGAAGAAACCUAAAGAGAAGAAACCAGUGGUGGAAGAAGCUGCCGAUGAAGUUACUAUCAAGAAACCAGUGCCAGUAGAAAAAGAAGAAGCAGAAAUUAUAGAAGAAGUAACACUGAAAAAGAAGAAACCAAAGGAGAAACCGGUUCCAGAAGAAGUGAUUGAAGAAAUUACACUGAAACCAGUUCCAAAAGAAAAAGAAAAGGCACCGGAAGAAGUAACUGAGAAAGUGGAGGUGAAGAAACCUAAAGAGAAGAAACCAGUGGUGGAAGAAGCUGCCGAUGAAGUUACUAUCAAGAAACCAGUACCAGUAGAAAAAGAAGAAGAAAUUAUAGAAGAAGUAACAUUGAAAAAGAAGAAACCAAAGGAAAAACCGGUUUCAGAAGAAGUGAUUGAAGAAAUUACAUUGAAACCAGUUCCGAAAGAAGAAGAAAAGGCACCAGAGGAAGUAAGUGAGAAAGUGGAAGUGAAAAAACCGAAGAAAAAGAAGCCCGUAGUCGAAGAAGCUGCCGAUGAAGUCACUAUUAAGAAACCUGUUCCUGUAGAGAAGGAAGAAGAGGAAAUUAUAGAAGAAGUAACAUUUAAGAAGAAGAAACCAAAAGAAAAACCGCUAACGGAGGAAGAAGAGGUCGCUAAAGUGACUCUCACGAGACCAAAACCAGUGGAGGAAGAAAAGAAACCGGAAGAAGUAGAAAUAUCAUUGAAAAAGAAACCGAAGAAAAAGCCAGUCGUUGAGGAAGAAGCUGCCGAGGUAACUAUCAAAAAAUUAAUUCCUAUCGAAGCGGAGGAGGCUCCUGAAGAGAUUACCAUCAAGAAGAAGAAGCCAGAAAAGAAACCAACGCCAGUCACGGAAGAGGUUGAAGAAACUGCCGUAACUAUAAAGAAAGCUCGAGCUCCUGAGGAACCUAAAGAAGAAGAAGAAAUAUCGACCGAUGUACAAAUAAAGAAGAAGAAACCCGUACGUAAAGUUACGGAAGAGGUAGCUGAAGAAUUAACGAUCAAAAAGAUCGAAGAAGUGGAACAACCAGAAGAAGAAGAAGAAGAGGUCCAAGAAUUCACAGUCAAAAGGAAACCUCCAAAGCUGCCACCAAAACCUAUCGAAGAAAUCUACGAAGAUGUUACUCUUCGGAAGUUACGUCCAAAGAAGAAACCAAGGCCAGAUAUCAAAGAAGUAACAGAAGCAGAGAAUGUGACGUUCAGACCACGUUCUACGAAGACCAAAGAAGAUGUAGAGCAAGAAUUCAAGAUCUCGUUGAACACUUACGAGGAAGAAGACAUUUCUAUGUCCGGUAAGGUUAAACUGAAACCUAAGAAACGACCGAUGACGUACUCUGAAGAAGCAGGGGAAGAAACUAUCAAAAUUAUGCAAGAAGUCGAAGACGACUCUGGACCAAUUAUAGAAGAGAUCAUAGAAUCAGACGAGGAGGCUAGAGAUGAAUAUAGUAUAGAAGAAUUAGAGACUGAUGAGAUGAGAGUGCCACUGAGAAGGAGAAAGAAGAAGGAACCAAGGCCAUAUAAGGUGGAAGAUAUCGAGGAAGGUGACGUGAGCUUAAAAUUGAAACGCGAGAGGAAAUAUUCUGUGGAGGAAGCUGACGAAACGUUGGCGCUGAAGUUGAAGAGCAAGAGACGAGUUUCCACCUUCGACGAAGAAGAGGCCUCGCUUAGUAUCACCAGAGAAGAAGACAUUUCAGAGGAAGACGAAAUCGAAUACGUUGUACGCGAUGGCGACACAAUGUUCUCGAUUUGCUCGUACGUGGCAGAAACUGACGAAGCCAUCAACCUCGUCGAAGGAGAAAGAGUUUACGUUAUCGACCAUUCGAAUCAAGACUGGUGGUUCGUGAAGAAACACCUGACGGAGGAAAAGGGCUGGGUUCCAGCGCAAUAUCUUCUCAACGAAGUGCACUAUACUCUGUAUUUGCAGCGCAAAUUGCACGAGAAAAUCGAUAAAUUACCAGUAUUUGAAAAACCAGCGCCAGGGGAGAAGACAUCAGCACCGAGGUUCAUCGAAAAAUUGCAGCCAAUUCACACACCAGAUGGUUACACGAUCCAAUUCGAAUGUCAAGUGGAGGGUCUACCAAGGCCUCAGAUAACUUGGUUCCGACAGACAGCCAUCAUCAAGCCAUCACCUGACUUCCAAAUGUACUACGACGACGAUAAUGUAGCAACUUUGAUCAUCAGGGAAGUGUUCCCCGAAGAUGCUGGCACCUUCACCUGUGUCGCCAAGAACGCCGCUGGUUUCGCUUCCAGUACCACAGAAUUAAUUGUGGAAGCGCCUCUUUCUGAUCAUGGAUCGGAUCUUACUGGUCCAUCCAGAAAGAGCCUCUCAAGAGAAUCAUCUCUCGCCGACAUCUUGGAGGGAAUACCACCAACGUUCUCAAGGAAACCAAAGGCGAAAUACGUCAACGAAGGUGAUGAUGUGAUUUUGGAAUGUCGACUGGUGGCAGUACCUGAACCAGAAAUAACCUGGUACUACAAGGAUACGCAGAUUACAACCAAAGAGAACAUCGUGGUUGCUACCGAGAGCGACAUGCACAUGUACUGCAGCGUAAUUAAAAUCACUAAAGUACAAAAGAAACAGGAAGGAAAGUACACUAUCGUUGCUAGAAACAGGGAAGGUGAAGCUACUAUAGAAAUUCCUAUGAAGGUGAAGACUGGCAAACACGAGCCGCCAGAGAUUCUAGAACCAUUGCAAUCGUACGUGAUACGGGAAGGUGAAACCGUGGUAUUAUCGACACAAAUCGUCGGAAACCCAGCUCCUAAAGUAACUUGGUACAAGAACGGUAAACCACUGAAAGGCUUGACUCCGAAACAAGAUGGCCACGUGAAUACGCUCACGUUGAUUCAACCUCAAGUAUCUGACACAGGGGAAUAUUCUGUGGUAGCUACCAACGAUCUUGGCACAGCCGAAACGAAAGCUACGUUAACAGUUGAAAUAAACUUGAAGCCUUCCCUGACCAUUAGCUUCCAGCAACAAACAUACGAACAGCACAGUGUAUCGAAGGAAAUACCUAGCGGAGCUCCGGAACCGCCACUCUUCACGGAACGGUUCCAAGAACUCACCGUUCCGCAGAAAGGUACCUUCAAGUUGGUGGCGAAGGUUACUGGAAACCCUGUACCAGAAGUCACGUGGUUAAGAAACAACAAACCCUUGGAGAAAUCACCGAACAUCACAGAAACCUACGAUGGCGAGAACAUCGUACUGGAGAUCAGAAACGCGGAUUCAGAGGUAGACGCAGGCGAUUACAAGUGUGUGGCGAGCAAUCCAGUUGGAAAAGCGUCUCACGGUGCCAGAGUGACGGUAGACGUGGAAAAAGUAACAUUCACCAAGACUCUGGAGAAGGAAGUCGUCAUCGACGAGUACAAGACCUUGGAACUCACCUGUGAAACAUCGCACACCGUGUCUACGAAAUGGUGGCACAACGACCAGGAGAUCAGUGGAAUGGAUCAUCGCGAGAUCAUUCACGAAGGACGAGUGCACAAGCUGGUGAUCAAGAAAACGAAUCCUACGGACGAAGGAACUUACAAGUGCACCGUGAAGAAUCAAUCGACGUCGAGCAAAGUUACGGUAAAAGCCACGAAACCGGAAUUCGUGAAGAAGUUACAAGACUGCGAAGUAAAGGAACGUGACGUUGCCAUUUUGGAGGUUGAAGUUACAUCAGCGACAGCGGACGUUAAAUGGUUCAAGGAUGGCGAGCCUCUGGGACCAAGUAAAGAGAAAUUGGAAUUUGUUAAAGAAGGUACCGUUAGGAAAUUGUUCAUUAGAAGCACAUCCGUCCAUGACGAAGGAGAAUACACGUGCAGCCUUAUCGAUCAGAAAUGUUCAGCGGAAGUCACCGUCAUUGAAUUACCACCGGAAAUUAUUACGAAGAUGCAAGAUGUGACAAUAGCAAGAGGCGAGAGGGCAACGUUCGAGAUAGAAUUAACAAAAGGAGAUGCGUUGGUUCGAUGGUUCAAAGAUGGACAAGAGUUACAAUUUUCGGAACACGUCCGAUUGUCGAUCGAUGGCAAGAGACAAAAGCUGAAGAUCUACGAUACGGAACCGGAGGACGCAGGCGUUUAUUCCUGCGAAGUCGGUGAACAAAAAUCAACAGCCAAGUUGACCGUAGAGGAACCUGGCGUAGAAUUCGUCACUAAAUUACCGGAUGUCACCCUUGUACCAUUGAACGCAGAUGCCGUUUUCGUUAUUGAAAUAUCACGCGACGUUCCAGUCACGUGGAUGAGGAAAACGGAAGUUCUUAAGGAAUCGUCCAAGUACACCAUUAUAGAUGAGGGAACCGUGAAGAAAUUGAUCGUGAAAAAAUGUACCGCUAAAGAUAUCGCGGAAUACACAGCUGCGGUAACGAACGUGAAAACAUCAUCGAAAUUAAGAGUCGAAGUUAUGGAAACGGCGCCAAAGAUUAGUCCGGAUACACCAAAGAAGUACAAAGUAAGGAAAGGCGAAGACGUGGAAGUAGUCGUGAAAUUCAGCGCAACGCCAAAACCAAACGACGAAUGGACAGUGAACGGCAACGUGGUUACAAAAUCGAAACGAGUCGUGCCAUCAAUCGGUGAAGAAUCCGCGGUAUUAACAAUCAGGAAGAUCCAAGAAGAAGAUGUUGGCGAUUAUACUUUGAAACUGGUGAACAACGUCGGAGAGGCUACCAUCGAGAUCAACGUCGUUAUCGUCCAGGUACCGAGUGCACCUGGAGCACCAGAACCAUUGGAAGUAACUGAGGAUAGUGUUACGCUUCACUGGAAGAAACCAGAUUCAGAUGGAAACUCGCCCAUCGUUGAGUACAUUCUGGAGUAUCAAGAAAAGACUGAAGCUACGUGGAACAAGAUUACAGAGACUAUAACAGAAACAACACAUACGGUAACGAAAUUAACCACGAACAAGGAGUACACCUUCCGAGUAACAGCUGCAAACGAGGCUGGACCAGGUGAAACAUCACCAACUUCUCCGUACAUAAAGAUAACAAAACCAUCGGCUGCAGAACCACCAGUUCUUCUAGAACCUCUGAAGAGUGUCAUCGUUGGCCUUGGAGAAACAGUCACCCUAUCUUGCGUCAUUGGAGGAACACCGACGCCUCAGAUUACUUGGUUGAGAAAUGACGAAAUUUUCGAAGACAGUAACAUCACGUACGAAAAUCGCGUGGCAAAGUACACGAUCGAGAAGACAACGGAAACAUCGUCGGCGACCUUCACAGUGAAAGCAAAGAACGAAAGAGGAACAGCAGAAACCACGUGCGAACUGAAAGUGCAAGAGCCGCCUAAGAUCACGUACGACGAGAGUUUGGCAAGUCAGAAACUUCCGGUGAACAGCCAAUGGAAGAUCGAUAUUCGGGCGAGCGGCUUCCCGAAACCAGAAAUUACAUGGUCGAAGAACAACAAGAAGAUAGUGGAUAAACGUGUAUCCAUUCAGACAGAAGAAAAGACCUCUACUAUCUCUAUCUCUUCGCUCGUUAGAGAAGACACAGCUACCUAUACAGCAAAGGCAGCGAAUCAAGCUGGCAGCUCUUCGGUUGACUUACAUCUCAGAGUCAUAGAUAAACCAAGCAGGCCUCAAGGACCAGUGAACUUCAAGGAAAUCAGACAAGAUCGCGUCACCAUCGAAUGGCGACCACCAGAAGACGAUGGUGGAAUCGAACUGGAAAAAUACACGAUCGAGAAAUGCGAACCGGGCAAAGCUUGGGUGAAGAUGGUCGAUAUCGACAAAGAAGUGGAGAGCUUCUGUGUGCAUAAACUGCAACAGAAUGCGGAAUACAAGUUCAGAAUCAUCGCCAGGAACGCUGUCGGAGCGUCAGAACCAUUGGAAUCGGAAACGGUCAAAAUGAGAACUUCCUUUGAGCCACCUGGACCACCAAGAGGUCCGCUAGAAGUAUCAGGAAUGACGAAGACAUCCUUCACGAUAAAAUGGCAGCCUCCAGAGAACGACGGUGGAACACCGAUAACCGAAUAUAUCGUUGAAAUGAAAGAAGAAUCGAAGAAAUCUUGGCAGAAGAUCGGCAGCACAAAGCACGAAACGACGCAGUUGAACGUAUCGGAUCUGAAGACAGAUGUACCGUACAACUUCAGGAUAACAGCGAAGAACAGUGUUGGCACUGGUCCUCCAUACGUAGCCGAAGAACCAAUUUCAGCAGGCAGACGAAUCAAAAUAACAAAGCUCACCGAAAACACCAUGUACGCUCUGCUUGGCAUAUUCCCGUCAACGAAGGUAGUCAUGAGUAAAACACCUCCAUCGAGUCCACAACACGUACAAGUGACGAAUGUAACCAGUAAGAGCGUCACACUUAGUUGGUCUCCGCCAGCCAGCAAUGGAGGAUCAGAGCUCACAGGAUACAUCAUCGAGAAGAGGCCAUUGAUUGGUAAAGGAGCAAGAUGGACGAAGGUUGUCACCCUGGACGCUACGACGCUUCAACAUUGCAUAGAAAAUUUGAAAGAGAGCGAAUUUAUCUUCAGGAUCUUCGCAGAGAACAACAUGGGACUCAGUUUACCUACAAACUCAGAACCAGUUACCCUAAUGACUCAUGCCAACGUGCCAUCACCACCAACAGCGCCACUGGAAAUCAGGCAGAUCGCAGCGAACACGGUCGUAAUUUCAUGGGGCAGACCGGAAUCCGAUGGUGGAGCACCAUUGGAAGGUUACAAAAUUGCUAUCAGGGACGCGAAGAAGACAAUGUGGAUGGAAGUAGGCAAAGUGAACGCUGAAACACAGAAAUUGAAUAUCAGGGAUUUACAGGAGAACCAUAUGUACCUGAUCAGGAUCUUUGCCAGGAACGAAGUCGGUCACAGCGAUCCUUUGGAGUCUGAUGAACCAGUCAAGAUCAUACCAGCUUCCGAAUUAGCCGUAGUGGAGCCAGUAGCAGAAGCCACCGAGAAAGGUGAAACCGCGUCGAUGAGCUUCAGCACGGAGAACACGAGUUCUUGGCUACGCGAGCACAACAUGGAUGCCGAUAUCCAUUCGUACGCGAGAGCGAGACUUCUCAGACAAGACGAAUACUUCUUCCGCAUUUGGCAUUACGCUAAGAAACUCUUCGAAUAAGCAUUUCUACGAUUUUUAAUGGCUGAGGAAAGACGAAGAAUCAAUUUAUAUUCGUUCUUCGUCUUAUCGAGGACCAGAACAAUUUAACGCGCUAGUAAGACAAAAAGAAAAUCAACAGAGACAAUAAGGAACAUCUUUGAUAUUAAUUUCAUACAGAAAUUUCAUUCUUCUUUUUUCUAACGAAAUUCUCAACAAAUCGUGUUCGUAUAAUAUUUCGAACGACUUGGAUAAUUACUUUCUUCUUCGGUGAAUUCGCUUAUCGUAUCUAUUUGAUCUCCCUCGGUGAAUAUCGUCAUACGUGAAACAAGGAAAAUCAAUGUAACAUUAUCGAAUCGUUCCUCUCUUUUAGAAGCACGCGUAUAGAGACUAGAUUUAAUGUAAGGUUCGAUACUGGAUGGGUGUAGAAUCUAGUCAGCGUAGUAAUAAUACUUUUUUUUUCUUUUUUUCAUCUUUUAACGGACCAAGACUUCCUCACGUAUACUUAGAGUCGAUACAAAUGGAAGAGGAAUUCUUUCCAUUCUUCCGAUUCACGAAAUAAUCGAUAAGGGUAAUCGUAUUACUGAAAAUUCGUGAAUCCAGCGAGGAGAAGUAUGUUUGGAAAUAAACUAAGAAAUGUUAUCAGUGAUCUUUAUGAUAUAGCUUAUCUUUUUAUUUCUCAAGCAUUUUAAGUAAAAUUAUAAAUAACAUUAAUUAUAUUCUUACUAUCAUAAAGAUUCGCUGUGAUCUUUCUUCGUUUCUGAAUUAUUUAAUAUUAUAGAAAUUAUUCUUAUUUAUUAUUUAUUGGUUGUAUAAUUAUUUCUAUUAUUCAAAUAAUUCCAUUAUAUUCGAAUGAAUAGCUAGCUAUUGAAAUGAAUGGAAAGUUUGCACGAAUUUUCAGUAACACGAUUGCGCUGUACUUGAAAAUGAAAACAUCCUGACUUCCUCGGGAUAUUCCUUUCGUUAAAACAGUACGCUAUUGUGAAAUAUUCGACGAGAAAAUUCGAAAAGCCCCGAGACUAACAGAUCGUCGGAGAAUGUGAUAAACGAUCGGAAUCGAUCGAGUACCUUGUGUAAAGAAGCGAUUUAGAAGCGAUUAAGUAUACUUGAACCCUUUCUCCCCCAAUCCUAAACCAUCCUAUUGUCCAUCCCUUCGUUAUCCAUGCCACCCUUUGUAUUUAUAUUAUAAUUGCGAACGGAAAGCAACGUUCGGUUACUCACCCAAGUUUGCGAGGAUUACUUUUAGUAUUUAUUCGUAAUGUAUAAUGUUAUAUUUAAUUGUUAUUCGUCACCAUUGCCGAUGUAAUUAAUAAUAAUUGUUCAUAAUAAAUCGGCAUUGGUGCCGAUUAUUCAUGCGACUGGUCAUUAAGAGACUAGAAAACGAAACGAAGAAAUGCCACGCGUGGUUGGUGUCGCGAGACGUAACAAAAUAUAGGUGCAAAAACAACAGCAUAAUUCACCAACAACGCGUCGCAUACUUCGACGUUAUAUUGUAAGACAUUUUGCGAAUUAAAUUAUUGCAUAUAAUAUAA